AUGGCCGUCUUCCGCAUAAACAAAGUACCCCUCAGACCGGCUCAAGAGGUGCUGAAACUUCGUGCAAAUCUUCUGGUUUAUUUGAAACAGCUGGUCGCUCGUCAAGGCACUUUAUUGGACGCGGAAAUGCAAGCGCUAUUAAACUAUUUGCUUGUCGUGGAAGAGGAUGAGAAUUUGCACGAUGUUCUCUACCUGUUGAUCACCCUCCUGGUCGACACACCGAACGCGGUCGGCUCAACCUUCAUACGUAAUGAUGCACUGCACGUGGCUUUCAAACGUCUGUCCGUGCUGGAUGAGAGUAAUCGGGUGUAUGCGAUCAAAUUGCUCGGGUUUCAUCUACACUUCUCCCGGAUUCACAAAUACGACGAUCUCAUGGAUCGAUAUGGUCUGUUCGACCUUAUGGUUGAACGUCUACACGCGGUAGCCCCUAAUCUGUCCGUGGUCACCUAUAACGCGCUGUUUGAGGUCCUCAUCAACUCCAUUUCUUCCCGACCACAAUCUGCUCCAAAAAGUCUUAUUGCUGCAGACACAGUUAUCCAACAACCACAGAUGAUACGUGUGAUAUCUGAAUUGAUUUACCGUUCGGAGAAGAACGCGGAAUCGACAAUGGUUCGACAAAUCUUCCUGCAGCAUCUACUGUCCCUGUGCACUCAAAACACGCAAAAUCGUCGUAAUUCUCGCUUUGACACCACCUUAUGGAAUUACAACAAGUGGGGCCGUCACCAGGAUCAGAAUGAACGUUCCAUGGCCUACCGCUUUCCAGGAUGGGGACGUGCGGACUUUCCUGGGGGAAUUCGAGGACGUCGCGGAACUGGCGGGGAUACGAACGGACCGGGGUAA
Echinostoma caproni is the source of this 840-nucleotide messenger RNA. The record is from the annotation of a GenBank genome assembly. Lineage: Eukaryota; Metazoa; Platyhelminthes; Trematoda; Plagiorchiida; Echinostomatidae.